UAUUGUUUUUCACCUCGAUCUUUUUUGUCCCCACAUCACAAAGCGUGCGGAUGCGUUGCCGAUAGGUUAACUGCGCUCAGAGAUUUGAGGUUCGCGACUCGGCGUACCUUCCCCUUCUACCUUCCCCCCACUGCCUUCGCACUUCAUUCCCCGUCUGCCCCGAGCCUUCGGCGUUUCUCUUCAUGACCUGAGUCACAUUGCUCCCACUUGUUUGUCAACUGCCCGGAAUGGCUUUUCCCGCGUCGCCAGUUUUCCCCCGGCGUCCCAGGCCGAUCCCGGAGAGCCCACCUCGACGCGGCAACAUCGACCCGUUCAGCAUAGACGACGAAGACGAGGUCGACGACGACGAUCAGAUUAGUGUCAUUUCACAGUCACCGUACUUCGUUACACAACCCACGCAGAUCGUAGAGCGGUCUGCGAUCAAGCCCAAGCCAGCCACCCUCCAUUCCUCAUCGCCGUCGAAGAUCGAGGUACCAGCGUCGUCGCCGUUCAAACCCCAGUCCCAAAGAAAUGGCGGCCGACUAGCCAACUUGAUGGCUCCUGCUGGGACUUCUUUCAAGCCUCCUGCACGACAGGCCGCGCCGGUGCCGAAAACGGGGGCCAAGCGAGAUUUUAUUAUGAUAUCGGAUGAUGAACUCGACACACCAAUCUAUGCAGGCGGCGAUUCUUCCGACGACAAUAAACCUGCACGCGGCGACAUAAAGCCAUCCUCCUUUCGACGUAAGGAGUCGGGUUCUAUUGGUUCAAUAGCGCAAAACCAUGUGUCAGGAAAAAACCCCUUGAAAUAUACCAAUGUCGGAAGCCCAAUUACAAGCCCAACAAAACCAUAUGCGCCUGAGAAGGAUUUGGUCACCAUCUCGACCCUGUCGUCUUCUCAAAGCAGUCUGGAGUCAUUUCCACCAAUCCUUGUGGCAAAGCCAGCACGCAGGCGUCUUGUACAAGGACGUCGAAACCGCAGUCCAUCGAAUUCACCCGUAAAAGUGAAACGGCCUUCAGCUCCGCCUUCACGGGCUGUCAUUGAAAUACCAAGCGACGACAGCGCCGAUGACGACCGCGACGACGACUUUAAGAACACCAAGGCGUCGCCAGAACCAUCAUCGCCAACGAAAGGACGAUUCGAGGAUUCUGAAUUUGGGGAGCGUGUCCUGCAGUAUCUCAACACCUGCGAUACUGUUCAACUAAUGGCCAUUGCUAAUAUUAAAGAAGAGAGCGCAAAGCUCAUGGUGGCACGACAGCCCUUCGCGGACCUCCAAGAUGCGACGCGCGUCUCGAUGUCACAAAAAAAGAACCGCAAGAAGUCUGCGAAAGUGAGCAUCGGGGAAGAAGUUGUGUCGGCUGUUAAGUCCUAUGCUCGAGCAUUAGACGGGAUCGACCACGUCAUUGAAGUUUGCGAAGCCCAAGCAGAUUCAAUCAAGAGCACCACCUUAACGUGGAACAUCGAUAUCACGGGACACCCACGAGCCGACACUCGUACCGGUGGUAGUUUUACACCCAUGAGCAUUGAGGAGUCCUCCAAACUGGUCGAUCUCCCAUUAAAACAGCCAAAGAAAAUGAAGGGACACUGCACUAUGAAGCCUUUUCAGGUCUACGGUCUCAACUGGCUGUACCUACUGUACGAGCGUCAAUACGGCGGAAUUCUUGCAGAUGACAUGGGCUUGGGCAAAACAUGUCAAAUAAUUUCACUGAUGUGCUCAAUUAUCGAAGACUGGGAAUCCCAGGACAACGAAGGGCUAGCCAGACCUUGGCCAAAUCUCAUUUUUGUCCCGCCAUCAACUCUUGCAAAUUGGAAGGCGGAGUUUAAGAGGUUUGCUCCAAGCAUCAAUGUUACGGUCUAUCAGGGAUCUCAAGCGGUGCGCGACGAGAUCGCGUAUGAUAUCCUGGAGGACCCGACUGAGCACCACGUGGUCUUGACCUCGUAUACACAAAUAUCGCGUCAAGAAGAUAUUUCCAAUCUUCGCCGUCUUAAGCCCAUGGCUGCCAUAUUUGACGAGGGGCACAAGAUGAAGAACCCAAAGACGAAGCUGUAUAAAGAUUUGAUUCGAAUCACGGCAUCUUGGAGGCUCAUCCUUUCGGGGACUCCUGUCCAAAACAAUCUCAUGGAAAUGAUUGCUUUACUGCAGUUUGUGGAGCCCGAACUCUUUAGGGAUCAUUUUGAAGACCUGGAGGCCUUGUUCAACCAGAAGGCGUCGCUUGUGGCAGUCUCCCAAGGAGCAUUGCUGCACAGCGAGCGAGUGGCUCGGGCGCGGACAAUUCUUGAGCCUUUCAUACUCCAGAGGCGAAAAGAACAGGUUCUCAAGGACUUACCUCCCAAGACGGCUCGCGUAGAGUACUGCGCAAUAGACGGCACUCAAAAGGCCAUCUAUCGCGACUACGAGAGACGUUUCAAGAAGGUUGACUUGGCUGAGUCAAUGGCCCAAAGCAAGGCGGGACGCGAAAAUGACAACAACAACGUCUGGAUUCAAUUGCGGAAAUCGGCCAUCCAUCCGCAGCUGUUUCGACGCUACUUUUCCGAUAAGGAUGUCGAGGCUAUGGCCAAAUUGUUGAUGAAAAAGAUACCGCAAUCGGAACUCAGGCAACCCAAGAUCGAGCAUCUUGUGAACGAGCUCAAAGCGCUCUCUGAUUUCGAGAUUCACCUGUGGUGUCGAGACUACAAGUGUAUCGAGAAAUACGACAUCCCUGACGGCUCUUGGAUGGAGUGUACGAAGGUGCGGACACUCCUCGCCCUGAUCCGGAAAUACCAGAAAAACGGAGAUCGUGCCCUGGUUUUCACCAGAUUCGCGAAAGUCAUCGAGAUCCUCGGCGAAAGCCUGGCGUCUGAGGGGAUUCGAUAUCUCUCGUUGCAGGGCAACACUGACGUGAGCGAGAGACAAGAGCUCAUCAAUGAGUUCAGCGAGGAUGACUCAAUCCCUGUGUUCUUGCUCACUACAGGGUCUGGGGGUACUGGAAUCAACCUCACAGCAGCGAACAAGGUGAUAAUAUUUGAUCAAAGUGAUAAUCCUCAGGAUGAUUUGCAAGCCGAGAAUCGCGCCCAUCGACUCGGCCAGACCCGCCCCGUCGAGGUUAUAAGACUGAUCAGCAAGGACACGAUAGAGGAGCUUGUUUAUAAAGCUUGCCAGAAAAAGCUCGAGUUGGCUAACAAGGUCACUGGCUGGUCGACAGCCGAAAUGUCGGCGUCCGAAAUGGAGGCCGCGGUGCGAGAACAAAUGAAGAAUCACGCCGCCGAAACCCCGCCGAGUGAGACUUAAACAGUUCCGAGGCCUGGUUUUGCCUCAGGACCGACAGCCAUGAAGCCGGCGGCGACCGUGUUUCUUGUUUGGGGGCGAACAGCUCCACACAUCCGCAGUUACGUUACUCAUGUCUUCUUGCGGUCCAACGGCGGAUCUCAAGUUGUAUAUUGUAUUCUUAUCCGCAUGCGUUCUUUCGGCUUCUACAUUGUACGUCUCUGGCAGCAUGGAAAUGAGAUGCCCGAUGAAUGGGCUCUCGUUUUGUUUCUUACUUCCCUUGGGUCUGUUUUCUCGUUGCGGCUUCGGACCUAGAAUUAGAGAUAUACCCCAUACAAUGCCAUAAAAGACGGGUGGUAGGUAACUGGUCGUAUAUUCUACGUCUUUGCGUUGCCUUUUAGAAGCUGUUGCUUGGUUAGAGGA
This is a messenger RNA of Lasiosphaeria miniovina, 3644 nucleotides long. Its product is annotated as SNF2 family N-terminal domain-containing protein. Gene Ontology annotation, molecular function: chromatin binding; ATP-dependent chromatin remodeler activity; ATP binding. Lineage: Eukaryota; Fungi; Ascomycota; Sordariomycetes; Sordariales; Lasiosphaeriaceae. Gene Ontology annotation, cellular component: nucleus. The transcript is spliced from 2 exons. Bases 228 to 3245 code for a protein of 1005 amino acids. The record is from RefSeq and is a predicted model, not a curated record.